Cetraspora pellucida is the source of this 1395-nucleotide messenger RNA. Lineage: Eukaryota; Fungi; Glomeromycota; Glomeromycetes; Diversisporales; Gigasporaceae. The record is from the annotation of a GenBank genome assembly.
AUGAAGUUGCACAGUGAUGACCGAGAAAAAGAAGAGAAAGCUCUAGCAGAUAGAGUCUUCGGAUACUAUAUAUACUCGAGGGACCAACAACUAGAAAAGCAUAUUAAGGUUAUCCGAGAAAAGAGGACGACAGUUGAGCAAACCCCAAGUCAGCUUCCUGAGGCAAAUGUACCUGUAAUGGAUCUCCCAAGUAUUUUGAAUGAUCAGGGAAAUUCUUAUUCUAUAAUUAAUGGCUCAGAUUAUGAUAUUAUAUCAUCUUCUGGAAAUAGUGAAAUACAACUACAAGACUCACCAAUGACUACGUUAUCUGCAUAUGGAUCAGAUAGCAACCAAACUGAUCAAUAUAGCGUCAAUAUGAAAUCAUUGAGUAGUAUGUCUUUUGAAUCGGCAGCCAAAGGAAGAAAAUAUAUUAACUAUGAUCUAGCCGAUGAAGUGUUGAAAUCAUAUCAAAUGCAUAUUCUUCCCAAUCACAAACUAAUAUACGAUAAGGUUGAUGUUAUGGAAUUUGCACGCUCAAUCAUGAAAACUACGAAAAAAAGUCAGAUAUCAAAAAGUCCUUUAUCCAUUGGUGUCAUUGAUAUUCACAAUGUCGAAUGUCUUAAAUAUUUGCCUCAAGGGUUCAAGAAAUAUAUAGCAGAUCAAGUGCAAGAUACUGAUGAUUCUAUAUAUUUUUCAGAGGGGAAAUUUAUCAAUAAAAUUUUACUAGAUUGCGAAGAGGAAGUUUUAAAGUAUCUAGAAAAGUUUGAUAACAUUGAUAAUUUGAAGUCAUUAGAGGAGUGUUUAGAUAAAAAUAGAAUCAAUCAUUCGACCUCGUCAAAUGAUCUCAUUUAUGUCGAAAACCUUUUCCUCCAUUUCUUAAUUCUGUACAAAAAUGAUGUACUUACACAAUCAUUAACGGAAACUGAAUUUAAUGCGUAUAUCUGGACCCCGAUGCUAAGAAACGCUUUCCUUGGAAAGUCUGAUUUGAGUGGCCCCAGAUUAGACAGAAAAGGAUUUCUCAAGUCAUUAGGUACGGAAAUUCUAGCGCAGGAAGACGGAGCAAUAAGUACACAUGGCAAAAGGACAGAUCUCGAAGCUUAUAGUUUACAAUCAAAUGAAUUUCAACUCAAAAUAUCAACAUCCAAAUUUCUCUUCGAGGAUACAAUUGUUGCUAUGGAACUUGCACGUGUUGAAAUUCCAAGAACUGUGGAAGGUUUUUCGAAGUUAGUAGUUGGUGUUAAAGCAGUAUUGUUCUGGAAAGCGCGUACAAGAAAAAAUACGAUGAUGUUUUAUGGUACAUUAAGAGAAGGCCAUAUGCGAUUGUUCAAGCAUGACGGUGUAGUUCUGGUAAUUAUUGUGGCGAAAAAACGUAUCGCCUAUAUUGUUGUAAUAGAACUUUUAGUGGAAUCCCCAUAG